Molecule: messenger RNA, 1229 nt
Organism: Myripristis murdjan (pinecone soldierfish)
Lineage: Eukaryota; Metazoa; Chordata; Actinopteri; Holocentriformes; Holocentridae
Product: XIAP-associated factor 1
Exons: 7
Coding region: 53-850 (265 amino acids)
Cellular component (GO): mitochondrion
Molecular function (GO): zinc ion binding
Source: RefSeq, a predicted model, not a curated record
CACACGAUUAAGUUUCCUCUGCUUCUGGACCACAAGUUCAAUAUUCCCGUUGAUGGACAGCAACGAGGCAACACGCAUCUGCGACCAGUGCAACAAAGAGGUUGCCGAGGCCAACUUCGCCCUGCAUGAAUCUCACUGCCGCCGCUUCCUGUGCCUCUGUCCUGACUGUGAGGAACCAGUUCCCAAAGAACAACUGGACCAGCACAGACUGGACCAGCACACCCAGGUGAAAUGCUCCAGGUGUAACCGGAAGGUGGAGCGUUGCCAUCUGAUGGAUCAUGAGGCAGAUGAGUGCGAGGAGCGUCUGCAGUGCUGCAAGUUCUGUGAGCUGGAGGUACCGUGGAAGGAGCUGGACGAGCACAGCGCGGCCUGCGGGAGUCGCACCGAGCGCUGCGGGGACUGUGGCCGAUACGUCACCCUGAAGGACCAGCUGGAGCACGACAAGAUCUGCCCCGCCACUCAGGCCGUCUCGGGUCCGCCACCUUCAGUCAGCGGGGCUCCUGACAUGGAUAAAGGGCAAACACCAGGGACUUGUAGGGGAUGUGGGGCCUCCUUCCCAGCUGAGGAGAUGGAGGAACAUGAGCUGGAGUGUUUUCCCACAACCAGGUGGGUCUUGGAGGAGGAUGAAAAAGAGGAGGAGGAGGGUGAUUUCUCCAAGAAGGAGGCCAGGUCUCCACUAAGCAGCUCCUUGAAGGCAGUCUUCCUGUCAAACAGACCCAGCGGGGAGCUCCUGGGUGACAGCAGAGACCCAAACCAGAUCAGCACCUGCCCCCACUGUCACCUGGCCCUGCCCCUCCUCACACUACGCUGGCAUGAGGUUAAAUGCCAAAUCCACAUCCAUUUGAAAUGAAGAGGAGAUCUACUGAAUCUGAUUCCACAGACAUCUUAGACCACGUUGUCUUGAGAAGGCAAUGGAUGAUCAGUUUUUGGACUUUAGAUGGGACUAGAUGGGAUACUGUACUGUACUAGAUGGGAUACUUCAGGAUGCAGUACUAUCAUUUGGGGCCUAAAAUAGCAAAGUAAAGUUUACAGUUACAGUGUUUCUCCUGUAUGUAUUUUUUGGUAGUCUUGUACCAAAUACAAGCUAUAAAGCUGUAGGGAUGACCUCACUGUCUGAACCAGUGACCUUACUGUGUGAAGUCAGAAACAUCAUGUUUGAUAUUUGUAUUUUCAUGCUAGAUUAUAUUAAAAUCAACAGUGCUGUUUAUAUAUGCAACCUAACCAAUUAA